CUGAGCUGCAUGAGCAUCACCAACAACCACCCCACCGUUCACCGUCGGGGAGGACACGUCCAGCCAGAUCUCCGUGCUUGGUGACGCGUACAUCAUUUAGACCUCGCUGUUUAUAUUGAGAGCUGGGUGGCAGCUGCCCGAAUCAUGUCAGCGAAAGGCAGGAAGUACCAGAAGAGAGUGUCUUUCUCUGAGCAGGACAAUGAGCAGGACUGGAAAGAGAGGAACGGGGGUCUGGAUUCACAGUAUUUGAGAUCAGUGAAAACCGUUAGCGAUUCAUCCAACUACUAUCAUUGCACAAUGCAAGAGAGCGAUAAUCCCACACAACGGAGACUCACCAUGAUGAGAGAGAAGGGAAGACGGCCAGCUGUCCGAGGCCCGGCGUUCAUGUUUAACAACAGGGGCACCAGCCUGACGGCAGAAGAGGAGAGGUUUUUGGACGCCGCAGAGUAUGGAAACAUUCCUGUGGUGCGCAAGAUGCUUGAGGAAUCCAGGACUUUAAAUGUCAACUGCGUCGACUACAUGGGCCAAACCAGCCUGCAGCUCGCAGUGGGAAAUGAACAUUUGGAAGUGACGGAGCUGCUCUUGAAAAAGGACAACCUGGCCCGCAUCGGUGACGCUCUGCUGCUUGCUAUCAGCAAGGGUUACAUACGGAUUGUGGAAGCCAUAUUGAACCACCCGGCAUUUGUGACGAGUAAACGGUUGACUCUCAGCCCUUGUGAGCUGCAGGAUGAUGAUUUGUAUUCGUACGACGAAGACGGCACAAGGUUCUCUCCUGACAUCACCCCCAUCAUCCUAGCCGCCCACUGCCAGAAGUACGAGGUCGUUCACAUGCUGCUCAUGAAAGGCGCUCGCAUCGAGAAACCCCAUGAUUAUUUCUGCAAGUGCAAUGAAUGCAUGGAAAAGCAGAGGAUUGACGCUUUCAGCCAUUCCCGCUCACGAAUAAAUGCCUACAAAGGAUUAGCAAGUCCUGCUUAUCUGUCUCUGUCUAGCGAAGACCCAGUCCUCACUGCUUUAGAACUUAGCAAUGAGCUGGCCAAGUUAGCCAACAUUGAAAAAGAAUUUAAGGACAACAAAAAAAAAGAGACGGUGCAGCUCAAUUGCUUCUCCCUGAAUGACUAUCGCAAGCUCUCGAUGCAAUGUAAGGACUUUGUAGUGGGUGUUCUUGAUUUGUGCCGAGAUACUGAAGAGGUCGAAGCCAUACUGAACGGAGAUGUGGACGCUGAACAGGACGAAGGGCCGCACCACAGGGCUUCCCUUAGUCGAGUCAAACUGGCCAUCAAGUACGAAGUCAAGAAGUUUGUUGCUCACCCAAACUGUCAACAGCAGCUGCUGACGAUCUGGUAUGAAAACCUGUCUGGACUACGGGAGCAGGCCACAGCUAUCAAAUGCCUUGUUGUGCUGGUUGUUGCCUUAGGCCUUCCAUUCCUUGCUGUUGGCUACUGGUUUGCUCCAUGCAGCCGGCUUGGGAAAAUCCUCCGAAGUCCCUUCAUGAAGUUUGUGGCGCAUGCUGCGUCCUUCAUCAUAUUCCUGGGCUUGCUGGUGUUUAAUGCCUCAGACAGAUUUGAAGGCAUAACAACAUUACCCAACGUCACAGUCACAGAUUAUCCUGCACAGAUAUUCCGAGUGAAAACCACAAGGUUUAGCUGGACAGAAAUACUCAUCAUGGUCUGGGUUGUAGGGAUGAUGUGGUCGGAGUGUAAGGAGCUGUGGAUGGAAGGCCCGAAGGAAUACAUUUUGCAGUUGUGGAACGUGCUGGAUUUUGGAAUGCUCUCCAUAUUUAUCGCUGCAUUCACAGCAAGAUUUCUUGCCUUCCUUCAGGCCACAAAAGCUCAGCAGUUUGUAGAUGAACACCAUUUCAGUGACCUGUCUACAGUAACACUUCCACCAGAUAUAGAAUACUUUACCUACGCGAGAGACAAAUGGCUCCCCUCAGAUCCACAGCUCAUAUCUGAAGGUCUCUAUGCAAUUGCGGUGGUUCUGAGUUUCUCCAGGAUUGCUUACAUUCUGCCUGCAAAUGAGAGCUUUGGCCCAUUGCAAAUCUCCCUUGGCAGGACGGUCAAGGACAUUUUCAAGUUUAUGGUCCUGUUUAUCAUGGUAUUCCUGGCCUUUAUGAUUGGGAUGUUUAUUCUCUAUUCAUACUACCUGGGUGCUAAAGUGAACCCAGCUUUUACCACAGUUGAAGAAAGUUUUAAAACUUUGUUUUGGUCUAUAUUUGGUCUGUCUGAAGUAUCGUCAGUCGUGCUCAAAUAUGACCACAAAUUCAUUGAGAACAUUGGCUACGUUUUAUAUGGAAUAUACAAUGUGACAAUGGUGGUGGUGCUUCUCAACAUGCUGAUUGCCAUGAUCAACAGCUCAUACCAGGAAAUAGAGAAUGAUGCAGAUGUGGAAUGGAAAUUUGCUCGUUCAAAGCUCUGGCUGUCGUACUUUGAUGAUGGAAAAACUUUACCCCCUCCAUACAGUAUUGUGCCCAGCCCCAAAUCCUUCUUUUACUGCAUCAUGCGAGUGGUGAACCUUUUCAGAUGCAGAAGGAGAAGGAUGAAGAAGGAUGUAGAACUGGGAAUGGACAUAUCCAAGUCCAGGUUGAACCUGUUCACUCAGUCGAACCUGAAAAUCUCAGAGACACACACUUUCAACUCCAUACUCAACCAACCCACUCGCUAUCAGAAAAUAAUGAAGUGUCUUAUAAAACGUUUUGUGUUAAAAGCACAAGUUGACAAAGAGAAUGACGAAGUCAAUGAGGGUGAACUAAAAGAAAUCAAACAGGACAUCUCCAGUCUCCGCUAUGAACUUCUGGAAGACAAGUCCCAAGCGACUGAGGAGCUGUCUGUUCUGAUACAAAAGCUUAGUGAUAAGCUUAACAUUAGCAUGACAAGAUGUGAAUGAUUAGACCCACAUACACAAUGACAAGUAUCUGCUUUAUGGACAAAACAUUUGUUUUCUUUCAAAUUCAAUUAUUAAUUAUCAUAAAUCAUGACAUGUUUUAAUAUUUCGCACCAGAAAUCGUAGCAAAAUGAUGUUUAAUGCUUAUAAAAGUAGUAGCCAGCCCUCUGUGUCUGGCAUGUGUUGGUUAUUUUGUAAAUUGAUUAAGCCUUUCUAAGUCUUUUGUAUUUUUUUAAUUUUAUUUUGUAUUAAUAUGUAUAGAGCAUACAACUGUGUAAUGCACAUAUUGUAUAUCUCCCCUAAUUUGCACAAAAAGGCUACCCAGAGGACAGCCUCUUCUGGGAAAACAGAAAAAGAUAUGGAUGCUUACCACAGGCUGUGCUAAAUUCAGGCAUCACAAAAGGGCACAAGAUAGAUUGCGUGCACACAGUACAUGUAAACGUGUUGUAAUGAUAGCACAGAUUACUGUAACAAUACUUGUGUCUUAAGCAAAACUGGCUCCACAGUUACCUUACAGUAUGCAAAUAUACUUCAGUACACAAGUUUAUAUUGACAUUCAAAUGUCAUAUUGUAUGUUACUGUAUGCACAUUUCAACUGGAAGAAAGAUAUCAACAGGGCUCCGUAGUGGCGCAUCUGGUAAACCCACUCCGAGGGGAGUGCAGGAUUAUUAUUAUUAUUAUUAUUAUUUAUUUCUUAGCAGACGCCCUUAUCCAGGGCGACUUACAAUUGUAAUGUGCCCUAUAGCCUGGAGGUCGCCGGUACGAGAUCAGUGACCCCUGUAGUCUGGCUGGGCACCUGCAGGCUUGCCUAUAAGGUGCCCAGAGCUGGGUGAGUCCGCUUCGGAGGACAGUGUGUGUUCAUCUUCACUGCUCCCGAGUCAGCGCGGGGGUGGCAGUGGUGAGCUGAGCCUAAAAAUAAUUGGAUAUGCCAAAUUGGGAGAAAAUAAUAAAAUAAUUGGCGAUUACUAAAUUAAAAAAAAAAAACAUACCAAUUUUCUUUACAUGUAGCCUUCUUAUCAGAAGAAGGAAUUUUAAACAUUUUUGAACAGUUGAAUGUAUUCAAAUGUAAAAACUACAGCUCAGUUCACUUUUGUGUAAAGGUAAAUUAUAGAAAAAACGAAUACACUAGAUGCCCCUUUUUUUACAUUUUUGGGCCAAGUUGAAGGUUUUAUAUGCAUCUUUAUCAGAAGAAGGAAUAUUUCCAUCAUAAAAUAUACUGUAUAAAACCUUAAACUGGCCCAAGAAUGCAACAUUUAAAAAAAAAAUAAUAAUAAUAAAAUAAAGUGUCUUCCAGCAGUCUGAAACUCGCUAUCUGUUUAACCCGACUCUUAUCCCGAACGUUGUUUCCAUCAUAAAAUGAAACCCCUUUUCUGCUCUUUUCCAACAGGUUAAAUGGGUCAAUUUACAUAAAGGUGGCAGAAUAACUAUUAAGUAUUUAAAUGAGAAACCUAAAUGUUAAUGCUGCAAAUUUCAGGAUUUAAAUCAAUGGACAGGUGGGAUAGGUGGAGGAAAACAAAAGAGAUGCGUGUUUCAGGAGACAAGGAGAAAGAAGAGAAGAUACAUGUAAUAGAACACAAUAAUAAAGCAACGUCAGGACACAGAGAAAAAAAGGAAAGUUAGAGAGUGAAUUUUAAUGUAGCCUCAUUUUGUAAAUAUUUUAUGUAAAAAUAAAAAAAUACAUGAGAAAUAAAUUAAUACAUAAAUAAAUAUAUAGACGUGUAUUUAUUUGUUUAUUUAUUUAUUUAUUUUUCAUUUUGGCAUAAAAUAUCCUCCAUACCCAGUUGCACUUUAUGAAAAUUAAUAACGUGCAUGUAUAGUAGGAUAUCAUACAAACAACUGUGGCAAAGAAUGAAAGGGCUGUGAGUGAUACUGGCAAUGCAGGACCCCUCAGGGUGCUUGACUCUAAAGAAUGACAGGGCUGUGAGUGAUGCUGGCAAUACAGGACCCCUCAGGGUGCUUGACUCUAAAGAAUGACAGGGCUGUGAGUGAUACUGGCAAUGCAGGACCCCUCAGGGUGCUUGACUCUAAAGAAUGAUAGGGCUGUGAGUGAUACUGGCAAUGAAGGACCCCUCAGGGUGCUUGACUCUAAAGAAUGACAGGGCUGUCAGUGAUACUGGCAAUGCAGGACCCUCAGGGUGCUUGACUCUAAAGAAUGACAGGGCUGUCAGUGGUACUGGCAAUGCAGGACCCCUCAGGGUGCUUGACUCUAAAGAAUGACAGGGCUGUGAGUGAUGCUGGCAAUGCAGGACCCCUCAGGGUGCUUGACUCUAAAGAAUGACAGGCUGUGAGUGAUACUGGCAAUGCAGGACCCCUCAGGGUGCUUGACUCUAAAGAAUGACAGGGCUGUCAGUGAUACUGGCAAUGCAGGACCCUCAGGGUGCUUGACUCUAAAGAAUGACAGGGCUGUGAGUGAUGCUGGCAAUGCAGGACCCCUCAGGGUGCUUGACUCUAAAGAAUGACAGGCUGUGAGUGAUACUGGCAAUGCAGGACCCCUCAGGGUGCUUGACUCUAAAGAAUGACAGGGCUGUGAGUGAUACUGGCAAUGCAGGACCCUCAGGGUGCUUGACUCUAAAGAAUGACAGGGCUGUCAGUGAUACUGGCAAUGCAGGACCCUCAGGGUGCUUGACUCUAAAGAAUGACAGGCUGUGAGUGAUACUGGCAAUGCAGGACCCCUCAGGGGGCUUGACUCUAAAGAAUGACAGACUGUGAGUGAUACUGGCAAUGCAGGACCCCUCAGGGUGCUUGACUCUAAAGAAUGACAGGGCUGUGAGUGAUACUGGCAAUGCAGGACCCCUCAGGGUGCUUGACUCUAAAGAAUGACAGGGCUGUGAGUGAUGCUGGCAAUACAGGACCCCUCAGGGGGCUUGACUCUAAAGAAUGACAGGGCUGUGAGUGAUACUGGCAAUGCAGGACCCCUCAGGGUGCUUGACUCUAAAGAAUGACAGACUGUGAGUGAUGCUGGCAAUGCAGGACCCCUCAGGGUGCUUGACUCUAAAGAAUGACAGGGCUGUGAGUGAUACUGGCAAUGCAGGACCCCUCAGGGUGCUUGACUCUAAAGAAUGAUAGGGCUGUGAGUGAUACUGGCAAUGCAGGACCCCUCCAAGUGCUUGACUCUAAAGAAUGACAGGCUGUGGGUGAUACUGGCUAUGCAGGACCCCUCAGGGGGCUUGACUCUAAAGAAUGACAGGGCUGUGAGUGAUGCUGGCAAUGCAGGACCCCUCAGGGUGCUUGACUCUAAAGAAUGACAGGGCUGUGAGUGAUACUGGCAAUGCAGGACCCCUCAGGGUGCUUGACUCUAAAGAAUGACAGGGCUGUCAGUGAUACUGGCAAUGCAGGACCCUCAGGGUGCUUGACUCUAAAGAAUGACAGGCUGUUAGUGAUACUGGCAAUGCAGGACCCCUCAGGGGGCUUGACUCUAAAGAAUGACAGACUGUGGGUGAUACUGGCAAUGCAGGACCCCUCAGGGUGCUUGACUCUAAAGAAUGACAGGGCUGUGAGUGAUGCUGGCAAUACAGGACCCCUCAGGGGGCUUGACUCUAAAGAAUGACAGGGCUGUGAGUGAUACUGGCAAUGCAGGACCCCUCAGGGUGCUUGACUCUAAAGAAUGACAGGGCUGUGAGUGAUACUGGCAAUGCAGGACCCCUCAGGGUGCUUGACUCUAAAGAAUGACAGGGCUGUGAGUGAUACUGGCAAUGCAGGACCCCUCAGGGUGCUUGACUCUAAAGAAUGACAGGCUGUGAGUGAUACUGGCAAUGCAGGACCCCUCAGGGUGCUUGACUCUAAAGAAUGACAGGGCUGUGAGUGAUACUGGCAAUGCAGGACCCCUCCGAGUGCUUGACUCUAAAGAAUGACAGGGCUGUGAGUGAUACUGGCUAUGCAGGACCCCUCAGGGGGCUUGACUCUAAAGAAUGACAGGGCUGUGAGUGAUACUGGCAAUGCAGGACCCCUCCGAGUGCUUGACUCUAAAGAAUGACAGGGCUGUGAGUGAUACUGGCAAUGCAUGAGGGGGCUUGACUCUAAAUCCUCUUUAAGUUUAUCACAUGAAUGUAAUAUUGUAGCUUUAUCCAUUCGAUAGCUCCACUGCACUCGCUCUUCUGUAAGGUCCAAACAGGCGAUACACCAGUGGGGUACUUUCGGCUGCGAUUCCGAUGAUGGGGGGGGGCGAUGACAGCUACAAUAUCCUUCAUCUAAAAUCACAGCAAUUACAUCAAAGAGUCAUGCCACCCUUCACACAGAGCCUGUUUGAAAUAGGUUCCCACCUCCAUUAGGACUCCUUGAAACAGGUGGAACCACUUUAGACGGAAAAUACUCAAUCCCACCACAUCAGCCUUUUUGAUUUGUGCACAGGGGGUAUGUUAAUUAGGUACACACCUAAUUUGCAUAACACUCCUCAUACUGUUGGAAUUAUUAUUAUUAUUAUUAUUUAUUUCUUAGCAGACGCCCUUAUCCAGGGCGACUUACAAUCGCAAGCAAAUACAAAUACAAUUGGGGCUUUGUAACUGUUCUCAUCCUUUCUGGCCAUUUUGUUUAUUUUUGCUCGCAACAGCCGGAAAGUUAAAACCGUGCCACAAAAGCACCUCCCGAGGUUGGAAAGGCUUUGAUAUUGAGGGCCAGUCAGUUUAACUUUCAAUAAGGAGUACAACAACAAAAAUCAAUUACCAGUAAAUUGAUUUCACUACAUAAGCUGUAGAUAGAUAUUUAUAAAUACAGUAUAUUCUACAGUGUGACGUAAACAUAUUUGAGCAUCUAAUUUUAAGUGGGUUCUCUACUUCAUAAUUGAAUCCUGUAAAAUGUCAACCCCACCAGUGACAUAGCUAUGAAUGUGACAAAUGGUUGCAAUAACAUAACAGGAAUAUCUUAAAUAUGAUUCAUUUACACAGAUCUUAGUGUUCUGAGGUGUUAUAAUUAUACCUAAACCUUAGGUCCCAUUUGAUGAAAAAUGGUUCAUAUUGUUAACAGUUCUCAUGCUUAUGAAACACCGUACUGUAAGGGUUUUUUUUAUUCUAGAAAUCUAUGCAGGGUGAUAAUUUAUUUUGUCCAGUGUUGACAUGGUGGGUCUUACAGUACAACACAGUAGUACACAAUAGCAAUGUCAUUUUGUAUGAGAACUUUUAUUUUUUCAACUCUACAGAAUGGGUUUCCUUAGAGGUGAUUAUCUUUGUAUGGAAAUAAACAAAACAUGUUUUUGUGCUUUAAAAUUUAAGGUGACAGAUGAUAUAUAUUGUGAGAAGUGUGUUCAAGCUAUCCUAUAAUGUUAAUAAUACUGUCUAGAUUGUCCUUGUUUCUUUUGUAGUCAUGUUCCAAAUACAUGUUAGUCAAGCCUAAAAACUGUAUUGUUCACAAUGAAUGAGCUCUGAAAAUUAAUUUGCAUAAUGAAGUGAAAACCUUUAAGGAGCUUCCUUA
This is a messenger RNA of Acipenser ruthenus (sterlet), 8283 nucleotides long. Its product is annotated as short transient receptor potential channel 3. The record is from RefSeq and is a predicted model, not a curated record. Gene Ontology annotation, molecular function: store-operated calcium channel activity; protein binding; inositol 1,4,5 trisphosphate binding. Lineage: Eukaryota; Metazoa; Chordata; Actinopteri; Acipenseriformes; Acipenseridae. Gene Ontology annotation, biological process: calcium ion transmembrane transport; manganese ion transport; regulation of cytosolic calcium ion concentration. The transcript is spliced from 13 exons. Gene Ontology annotation, cellular component: membrane; cation channel complex. The coding region runs from base 145 to 2883 and encodes 912 amino acids.